Blepharisma stoltei is the source of this 2408-nucleotide messenger RNA. Lineage: Eukaryota; Ciliophora; Heterotrichea; Heterotrichida; Blepharismidae. The record is from the annotation of a GenBank genome assembly.
AUGAGAACAAGACAAUCAAAUAACCCAGAAGAGAAUCCUUUCACUCUAUCCGGCUUUUCAGCUCACUCCAACACCCACUUCCUCAGCCCACUUGGCAAAAUUUUAAAGUUUCCAAGCCGAUCUCUUGAGCGUCACUAUCAAAACGUGAUAACAAGCAAUGACUCAAGUGCUACAAAUAUUAUAACUGAGUUGCGAUACCGACUUAAAAUCUUUUUAUUCAGCUAUUAUUUUCUGCUUGCGGUUUAUUUGCUUAUUUAUAUCAUUGCUGUCUCUUUAAAGGAAAGCACAUCAAGAGUUUUUGGAUGCCAAAUAGGACUGUUUUUGGGGCAAUUUUUGGCGAAUUCUUCAAUAUACCUGCUAGGAUUUUACACGAUGGCUCUCAAUAGCAUUCGUCCUGAGCUGCUUCAGAUCAGCUAUUUUUUGACAGCAGUUAUGCUUAUUUUAAACAAUGGUCCGGUUCAAGCAGCAAUGUUUGAUGAAGACUCAGUAACUUAUAUGUCCUGUCUUCCAGGCUUGCUUGUUCUAUUAAGCACAUCAAAGUUUAUUCUCCAUACCAAUUUUUUGAAUUAUUUCCUAUGAAAUACUCUGAUUGCUGUAGUAUUCCUUAUUUCACACAUUCUUGGAAACCAGCACUUGGCGACGACACUAUUUGAGGUCGGAUUUUUCUAUUAUCGAGUUUUAGUAGAAACUAAGACUUUUUAUACACAUGAAGUAGUGACCAGAAAAAAAUUUCAAAUGACCGUAAAUGCUACUGAAGGUUUUGACGAUGCCGCUAACCAUGGAAGUUUCGAGCCAAAAACAGAGUUAGAAGAAAUCAUAGACUGCUUAUUAGAAACCCUUACAAACGCAAAACAAAUUAUUGCUGAUAUUUCAGCAGACGACAACAAAAGCCGAGUCAUGAGGAUCCAUGAACUUGUAAAUAAAGUAGUCGGAAAAAUAAGGUCUCAGACCAAUAUCUAUUCAACUGAUAUAGAAACGAUCACAAAAGGUCUUGAUGAAGACGACAAGCUGUUUAUUAAACAAACCCAAAAUGAACAAGUAAAAACCCUCCCAAUAAAGCCAAGAAAUAAGCUAAGAGUCAGAAAAACUGACGAAAUUGCUUUAACUUAUAAAGUUUACGACGUCGAAGAAUUGAUAGGAGUUUUAAAGCACAUAGGGAAGAACUGAAAUUUCGACAUGUUUUUUUUAAAGGAAUGCACAAGAGGUAAGCCACUUGUUACAGUAGGGAAGUAUUCUAUGAAAAAGUUUAGGCUGGAUGAAAUUCUUAAUAUUAAUGAAAUGGUUUAUGUCAACUUUUUCCAAGAUAUGGAACAAGGGUAUAAGACAGAAAACCCGUAUCACAAUUCGACCCACGCAGCAGAUGUGCUGUCAUCCUUUCUGUUUUUUAUUAAUCAAUCAGUCCUAUCAGAGCUAUUUUCAGAGUAUGAUAUGCUAGCUGUUAUUUUAGCAGCUUUAGGUCAUGACGUUGGACAUCCAGGCCUGACAAAUCGGUUUUUAAUAGUCAACAAAGACGAUCUUGCUAAUAUGUGUAAUUUUUAUAUAGAUAAUGACUAUUCUGUUCUCGAAAUGAUGCAUUGUUCCACGACUUUUCAAUUGCUAAAAGGCCAAGAUGCAAAUAUUCUUGCAUCUCUUGAUACUGAGCACUAUACGAGUGUUAGAAAACUCAUCAUAGAAAUGAUAUUAGCCACAGAUAUGAGCAAGCAUUGGGAUUUAUUAGCACAGUUCAAAGCAAAAGCUUUAAAACCUCCUAAUCAAUUCGAAACAGUAGAUCAGAGGAUCGACAUUUUGAAAAUGAGCAUCAAAGCUGCAGAUGUGGGCCACGCUGCCAAAAGCAUUGACCUUCAUCAUAAAUGGAGCAAACUUGUCAUUGAAGAAUUUUUCAGACAAGGAGAUAUGGAGAAAAGUAUGAAACAGCCUGUAUCUAUGUACUGCGAUAGAGAAACUACAGACAUAUCGAAGUCACAAGCUGGGUUUAUAAGGAUGAUUGUGUUGCCAUUAUAUGAGGCUCUGUCGAAUUAUUUAGGCUCUGCUCAAGUGGAGGAAAAUUGCUUAAUUCCCUAGUUAAUACAAUUUUUUAAUUUAAAUAAUAUUUUAAUAAUUGAUUUAAUCAAAACUUUCAUUACAAUAUUUUUUAUAUUUUUUUAAUAUAUUUUAUUAUUUUUUAAAUCAUCAAAAAGUCCUAUAAUUAUUUUUUCAAAAGUGUUGGCUAUUAGCUGAAUGCGUUAGAGCAGCUAAAAGCAAACUUAGCAUCUUGGGAGUAUGAGAUGAAUCGAAAUAAAAUCAAGACACUUUCAUAUAACACAGAUAAUAGUAGUAAAAAUUCAAUAAUCCAAAAAGAAGAUGAAAUAAGAAGAUGUGGAACACAGAGAAUUAUAGAUUUAACGAAAAAGAAAAUAUGGCCUGGAUAA